UUAAUAUUUACGGUUCACACAAGUCACCUCCAUCUAAUAUUAUCCAUCCCCAAUAAGGAUGAAACUGGGCGGUGCAAAUCACAUCCGGGAAUUUCAGACCACAAGAACACAGAUUGAGAAACAGACGAGCAGGUUAUCCUUCAAACCAAACUAACAACUUCCUCUGAGUGAGUUCAGCUACAGUAGAGAAAAGUGUAAUACUGCAACACUGCUGCUUCAACCUGCUGACACUCCACGCACUGAAGCUUCACUCAGAGACGAAAUGGCUUCCAGAUCAGUGGAGGAUCUCUGCUGUCCGGUCUGUUACGACGUCUUUACAGAUCCUGUUGUUCUGUCAUGUAGCCACAGCUUCUGUGAAGACUGUCUGCGGAGCUGGUGGACGGAGAAACAAACACGAGAGUGUCCACUUUGUAAGAAAAGAUCUGCAGUGGACCCACCGUGUAACCUGGCCCUAAAGAACUUGUGUGAGGCCUUCUUACUGGAGAGAGAUCAGAGAGCUUCAGAGGCUCUCUGCAGUCUGCACUCGGAGAAACUCAAACUCUUCUGUCUGGAUCAUCAGCAGCCGGUGUGUCUGGUCUGCAGAGAUUCAGAAAAACACAUCAACCACAGAAUCAGACCCGUCGAUGAAGCUGCACGACAACACAAGAAGAAACUUCAGGAAACUCUGGAGCCCUUAAAGGAGAAGUUAAAGCUUUUUGAACAAGUUAAGGUGAAGUGUGAUCAAACAGCAGAACACAUGAAGGUCCAGGCCCAAUGCACAGAGACGCGGAUCAAGGAGCGGUUUAAAAAGCUCCACUAGUUUCUAGAAGAUGAAGAGGUGGCCAGGUUGGCUGCACUCUGGGACGAAGAGGAGCAGAAGAGCGAGAGGAUGAAGGAGAAGAUGGAGGCUCUGAGCAGAGAGAUAGCAGCUCUUUCAGACACAGUCAGAGCCACAGAGGAGCAGCUGAGAGCUGAAGACAUCUCAUUCCUGCAGAACUACAAGGCUGCAGUGGAAAGAGUCCAGCAGCGCCCCCCGCUGGAUGAUCCACAGCUGCUCUCAGGAGCUCUGAUAGACGAGGCCAAACACCUGGGCAACCUGAGCUUCAACAUCUGGAACAAGAUGAAGGACAUGGUCUGCUACACUCCUGUGAUUCUGGACCCAAACACAGCUUACCCAAACUUCAUCCUGUCAGAAGAUCUGACCAGUGUGAGACAAGGAGAGGAACAGCAGCUUCCUGAUAAUCCAGAGAGGUUUGAUAAAUAUGUCUGUGUCCUGGGCUCUGAGGGCUUUAACUCAGGGACUCACAGCUGGGAUGUUGAGGUUGGAGACAGUACAUGCUGGUUUCUGGGUGUGUUAGCAGAGUCCGGCCAGAGGAAGGGAGACAUAGAGUCUGGAUUAUGGGGAACAGGGUACUAUGAAGGCGAAUAUGUUGCACGAUCAUCAUCAGAUCACACUGAACUGGUAGUGCCAAAGAAGCUCCAGAGGAUCAGAGUGACCCUGGACUGGAACAGAGGAAAGCUGUCGUUCUCUGAUCCUGAUACUAACACAGACAUACACACCUUCACACACACUUUCACUGAGAGGAUGUUUCCAUUCAUUAACAUUGCUGAUAUAGUGAAGAUAUUACCGGUGAAGGUGUGUGUGACAGUGGAACAGAGCAGAUAGA
This is a messenger RNA of Perca fluviatilis (European perch), 1646 nucleotides long. Its product is annotated as E3 ubiquitin-protein ligase TRIM17-like. The coding region runs from base 263 to 799 and encodes 178 amino acids. The transcript is spliced from 2 exons. Gene Ontology annotation, molecular function: zinc ion binding. Lineage: Eukaryota; Metazoa; Chordata; Actinopteri; Perciformes; Percidae. The record is from RefSeq and is a predicted model, not a curated record.